Lemur catta (Ring-tailed lemur) is the source of this 2185-nucleotide messenger RNA. RefSeq names its product ependymin related 1 (gene EPDR1). NCBI's taxonomy places the organism in Eukaryota, Metazoa, Chordata, Mammalia, Primates, Lemuridae. The record is from RefSeq and is a predicted model, not a curated record. Gene Ontology annotation, cellular component: extracellular region; lysosome. Gene Ontology annotation, biological process: cell-matrix adhesion. The coding region runs from base 246 to 929 and encodes 227 amino acids. The transcript has 3 exons. Gene Ontology annotation, molecular function: calcium ion binding.
GAAGCGGCAGCAGGCAGCGUCCAAGGCAGAAAUAGCUCCUGCGCGAUUCACUGGAGCCGUCCCGGCUCCCCGGGCUGGCACGUCCUGAUCUCCACUGCUGCAGAGGCCGCCGCGGGGACUGGAAGCACCUUCGCCCGGACCACACUCUCCGCGCAGCGCGAAGAGAAGCGGCGGAGGCCACUCUGCGCCCGGACGCCUCAGCGCCCCCUUGGGCUCGGGCUCGCCCCCGGGGGUGAAGGGUCGUGAUGCCAGGCCCCGCUUCUCCCCGCGUGGCCCGGGGGGCCUUGGGCGCCUGGCUGCUGGGCAGCCUCUGGGUCUGGACUCUGGGCGGCCUGUGCGGCCUGGGGGCGGCGGGCUUCCCGGGGGCGCCGCGCCCGUGCCAGGCGCCGCAGCAGUGGGAGGGGCGCCAGGUUCUGUACCGGCAGAGCACCGGGCGCAACAGCCGCGCCCUGUUCUCCUACGACGGGCUCAACCAGCGCGUGCGGGUGCUGGACGAGAGGAAGGCGCUCAUCCCCUGCAAGAGAUUAUUUGAAUAUAUUUUGCUCUAUAAGGAUGGAGUGAUGUUUCAGAUUGAACAAGCCACCAAGCAGUGCUCAAAGAUCACCCUGACGGAACCCUGGGAUCCUCUUGACAUUCCUCUGAACUCCACCUUUGAAGACCAGUACUCCAUCGGGGGGCCCCAGGAGCAGGUCACCGUCCAGGAGUGGUCUGACAGAAAGUCAGCCAGAUCCUAUGAAACCUGGAUUGGCAUCUAUACAGUCAAGGAUUGUUAUCCUGUCCAGGAAACCUUUACCAAAAAUUACAGUGUGAUAUUGUCCAUGCGGUUUUUUGACAUACAGCUGGGCAUUAAAGACCCCUCAGUGUUUACCCCUCCGAGCACGUGCCAGAUGGCCCAGGUGGAAAAGAUGAGCGAGGACUGCUCCUGGUAGUCUGCGAAGGCAGAAGUGACAGCAAUGAUGUCAGCCGCCUGUGGCCCCAGCUGGAGACUGACUUGAGACUGUUUGGGGUGAGAAUCUUCAUUGGAGAUAAAUAUAAUCUUAGGAAGGUAUACAUUGAUGUGGAUUUUUUGUAUGUUAGGUUUACAGAAGAGAAUUGAAUGGAGAGGACGUGUGAGCUGACUAGAUGAUUAAUAUGGACACCAGGUACUGCCAAAGCCUAUGUGGGUCUGGGCUUUCUGUGUGUGCAGGUGUAUCCGCAGUGCAGUGCCGUGCAAAGGGGAGGGGGUCUUGGCCAAGGAGGAGCAUUUUAUUGCUGCCAUCAUUGAGAAUGGGUGAUAAUAAGAAGCAGAAUGAUUUUGGCCAGUUUUGUUAUUAAUUCUUAAGUUCUCUGCAGAGAAGUCCCCCUUUACUGCUGCACCAGAGUGGCGGGCUGCUCCCUGCCCCCACCCACCCUGCCCUGCACUUCCUUGGCCACCAAUAAAAUGAUCCCUUAAAAUUCCUUCCAGACUUAAGAGCUUUAUGGCAUAACCCAACAGAUGUAAGUAUUUUUGGAAGACUAUAAUGCUAAAUAAUUAUUCCUAUAAAGAGACAUUUUAAGCAAGAGGGUUUGGAAAAUCCUAAUGUCUACACCUGGUUAAGCGUGAGCCACGUAUGCUUCCUUUUUUCUAUGCAAGAGUUUGGUAUAUGUGCUGAAUCUUCAUAUAUUUGUCAAUUGACAGGCAGUGUUCUGUAUAAAAUAACACUGAAUUGGGAGUCAGGAGACUAUUGUCUGCUAAGUCCAGGACUAGAAUUCCCUUGUACUCUAACUCCUUUGGUUAUUUAAUGCACUAGGCUUGCCCUCACCUUGGCCUUCCCGGGACACCAUUUCACAACCUCUAUGUCUGUCUGACUUCUGCUCCUCCUUCCCAGGUCAGCUCACUCACAAGGCUGCUCCCAAGCCUGGAUGAGUUGCACCUUGCAGCUUGAGCAUGCAUUUCUCACAAUACUUACUAUGCUGUGUGACAAUUUCCUGCUUCCCGGACACUGUCAUCCACUGUCCUGGCUAUAAGCGUUUUGAGUACGGGUACUGUGUACUGUUUACUUUUAUAUCCCUAGCACCAAGCAAGUGCCUGGCACAUGGUCAGUGCCCUAAACAUCUGUAGAGUGGAGAAGGCUAGCCUCUCUGGUCCUUAAUUUCCUCACCUGUUAAAUGGGGUUGAGUUUGUUGAUUGCUAGGGAGACUUCCAGUAAUAAAAUUUAUUAUCUUA